Chrysochloris asiatica (Cape golden mole) is the source of this 3699-nucleotide messenger RNA. It is a transcript of the gene CYFIP1, whose product is annotated as cytoplasmic FMR1 interacting protein 1. Gene Ontology annotation, cellular component: SCAR complex; synapse; neuron projection. Lineage: Eukaryota; Metazoa; Chordata; Mammalia; Afrosoricida; Chrysochloridae. Gene Ontology annotation, molecular function: RNA 7-methylguanosine cap binding; small GTPase binding. Bases 1 to 3699 code for a protein of 1232 amino acids. Gene Ontology annotation, biological process: regulation of translation; cell morphogenesis; regulation of actin filament polymerization. The transcript has 30 exons. The record is from RefSeq and is a predicted model, not a curated record.
AUGGCUGCCCAGGUGACCCUGGAGGAUGCAUUAUCCAACGUGGAUCUCCUGGAGGAGCUGCCCCUGCCUGACCAGCAGCCCUGCAUCGAGCCCCCACCCUCCUCCCUACUCUACCAGCCAAAUUUCAACACUAACUUUGAAGACAGAAAUGCUUUUGUCACCGGCAUUGCGAGAUACAUUGAACAGGCCACUGUCCACUCUAGCAUGAACGAGAUGCUGGAAGAGGGUCAGGAGUACGCGGUCAUGCUCUAUACCUGGAGAAGUUGCUCCAGGGCCAUCCCACAGGUGAAAUGCAAUGAACAGCCUAAUAGAGUGGAAAUUUACGAGAAGACUGUGGAGGUCUUGGAGCCAGAGGUCACAAAACUGAUGAAUUUUAUGUACUUCCAGAGAAACGCCAUCGAGCGCUUCUGCGGGGAGGUACGGCGUCUGUGUCACGUGGAGCGGAGGAAGGACUUCGUGUCCGAGGCCUACCUGCUCACCCUGGGCAAGUUCAUCAACAUGUUCGCUGUGCUGGACGAGCUGAAGAACAUGAAGUGCAGCGUGAAGAACGACCACUCAGCCUACAAAAGGGCGGCUCAGUUCUUACGGAAAAUGGCGGAUCCACAGUCCAUCCAGGAAUCCCAGAAUCUGUCCAUGUUCCUGGCGAAUCACAACAAGAUUACGCAGUCUCUGCAACAACAGCUUGAAGUGAUCGCUGGCUACGAAGAACUUCUUGCAGACAUUGUGAAUUUGUGUGUGGAUUACUACGAGAAUAAAAUGUACUUGACACCCAGUGAGAAACACAUGCUUCUUAAGGUCAUGGGCUUUGGUCUUUACUUGAUGGAUGGAAGUGUCAGUAAUAUCUAUAAAUUGGAUGCCAAAAAGAGAAUCAACCUACCUAAAAUUGACAAGUACUUCAAGCAGCUGCAGGUAGUUCCUCUGUUUGGAGACAUGCAAAUAGAACUGGCAAGAUACAUAAAGACCAGUGCCCACUAUGAAGAGAACAAAUCUCGAUGGACUUGCACGUCUUCCAGCAGCAGCCCUCAGUACAACAUCUGUGAACAGAUGAUCCAGAUCCGAGAGGACCACAUGCGCUUCAUCUCAGAGCUGGCACGCUACAGCAAUAGUGAGGUUGUAACAGGCUCUGGCCGUCAGGAGGCGCAGAAAACAGAUGCUGAGUACCGGAAGCUCUUUGACCUGGCUCUGCAGGGCUUGCAGCUCCUGUCACAGUGGAGCGCACAUGUGAUGGAAGUGUAUUCGUGGAAACUCGUACACCCAACAGACAAGUACUCCAACAAAGACUGCCCUGACAAUGCCGAGGAGUAUGAACGAGCCACCCGCUACAACUACACGAGUGAGGAGAAGUUUGCCCUGGUAGAGGUCAUCGCAAUGAUCAAAGGCCUGCAGGUGCUGAUGGGAAGAAUGGAAAGUGUGUUCAACCAUGCCAUCCGACACACGGUCUAUGCCGCACUGCAGGACUUCUCCCAGGUGACCCUCCGGGAGCCGCUGAGGCAGGCCAUCAAGAAGAAGAAAAACGUCAUCCAGAGUGUCCUGCAGGCCAUCAGGAAGACAGUGUGUGACUGGGAAGCUGGACACGAGCCCUUCAACGACCCAGCUCUGAGGGGAGAGAAGGACCCAAAGAGCGGCUUUGACAUCAAAGUGCCCAGGCGCGCCGUGGGACCCUCCAGCACCCAGCUUUACAUGGUGAGAACCAUGCUAGAGUCCCUCAUUGCAGACAAAAGUGGUUCCAAGAAAACCUUGAGAAGUAGCCUUGAGGGCCCUACCAUAUUGGACAUAGAAAAAUUUCAUCGAGAGUCAUUCUUCUACACUCACUUGAUAAAUUUCAGUGAGACGCUGCAGCAGUGCUGUGACCUCUCACAGCUGUGGUUCCGAGAGUUCUUCUUGGAGCUGACCAUGGGCAGGAGAAUCCAGUUCCCCAUUGAGAUGUCGAUGCCCUGGAUUCUGACCGACCACAUCUUAGAGACCAAAGAGGCAUCGAUGAUGGAGUACGUGCUGUAUUCUCUCGACCUGUACAACGACAGUGCACACUACGCCCUCACCAAGUUCAGCAAGCAGUUUCUCUACGACGAGAUCGAGGCUGAGGUGAAUCUGUGUUUUGACCAGUUUGUGUAUAAGCUAGCAGAUCAGAUAUUUGCAUAUUAUAAGGUUAUGGCGGGAAGUUUGCUUCUUGAUAAACGGUUACGUUCGGAAUGUAAGAAUCAAGGCGCAACUAUCCACCUGCCACCAUCCAACCGUUACGAAACACUGCUCAAACAGAGGCACGUGCAGCUCCUCGGCAGAUCAAUAGACCUCAAUCGUCUGAUCACACAGCGUGUCUCGGCCGCCAUGUAUAAGUCACUGGAACUGGCAAUUGGCAGAUUUGAAAGUGAAGACCUGACAUCUAUUGUUGAAUUGGAUGGCCUCUUAGAAAUCAACCGCAUGACCCACAAGCUACUGAGCAAGUACCUGACACUGGACAGCUUUGAUGCCAUGUUUCGUGAAGGCAACCACAACGUGUCGGCGCCCUAUGGAAGAAUCACUCUCCAUGUCUUCUGGGAGCUCAACUACGAUUUCCUGCCCAAUUACUGUUACAAUGGCUCCACCAACCGGCAGCAUUAUCUUUAUGGAAGCAGACCUUUGAACCUGGCCUAUUCCAGCAUUUAUGGCAGUUACAGGAACUUCGUGGGCCCUCCACACUUCAAAGUCAUCUGUCGGCUUCUUGGCUACCAGGGAAUUGCUGUGGUCAUGGAGGAGCUGCUGAAAGUCGUCAAGAGCCUGUUACAAGGCACCAUCCUGCAGUAUGUGAGGACGCUGAUGGAAGUGAUGCCCAAGAUAUGCCGCCUGCCCCGGCAUGAAUACGGCUCUCCUGGUAUCCUUGAGUUCUUCCACCAUCAGCUGAAGGACAUAGUGGAGUAUGCGGAGUUGAAGACAGUGUGCUUCCAGAACCUGAGGGAGGUGGGCAAUGCCAUCCUCUUCUGUCUGCUCAUUGAGCAGAGCCUGUCAUUAGAAGAAGUGUGUGACCUGUUGCAUGCCGCCCCUUUUCAGAAUAUUUUGCCCAGAGUCCAUGUGAAAGAGGGAGAGAGACUGGAAGCCAAAAUGAAGAGAUUGGAAUCAAAGUAUGCCCCACUGCACCUUGUUCCUCUGAUUGAGAGACUGGGGACCCCUCAGCAAAUUGCAAUAGCAAGAGAGGGGGACCUGCUGACCAAGGAGCGCCUCUGCUGUGGCCUGUCAAUGUUCGAAGUCAUCUUGACUCGGGUUCGGACCUUUCUGGAUGAUCCUAUCUGGCGUGGCCCUCUUCCCAGCAAUGGGGUCAUGCAUGUGGACGAGUGUGUUGAGUUUCACAGGCUUUGGAGCGCCAUGCAAUUUGUCUACUGCAUUCCUGUGGGGACACAUGAGUUUACGGUUGAGCAAUGUUUUGGUGACGGGCUCCACUGGGCUGGAUGUAUGAUCAUUGUACUUCUUGGGCAACAGCGACGCUUUGCUGUGCUGGAUUUUUGCUACCAUUUGCUCAAAGUCCAAAAACAUGAUGGCAAAGAUGAGAUUAUAAAAAACGUGCCCUUGAAGAAGAUGGUGGAGAGGAUUCGCAAGUUCCAGAUACUCAAUGAUGAGAUCAUCAAUAUCCUGGACAAGUACCUGAAGUCAGGAGACGGAGAGAGCACGCCUGUGGAGCACGUCCGCUGCUUCCAGCCCCCGAUCCACCAGUCUCUGGCCAGCAGCUGA